Molecule: messenger RNA, 3926 nt
Organism: Amoebophrya sp. A25
Lineage: Eukaryota; Dinophyceae; Syndiniales; Amoebophryaceae
Source: the annotation of a GenBank genome assembly
UGUGGACACACAAGAAAUUGCAAACAAAACGUGCCUUCGCGAGCACCAGCGGAAAAUCAUCCGUGGUGACUUUGUGUAGCACUUUGAGAUGAUGGAUUUUCAACUUUCGUUUUGUACCAAGCAAGUGUUCACCAAGAAGAUUUUGUGAUUUGGUUUGGUUCAGUGGUACUUAUAAUAUGUACUUUUUUCUUCAUUGAGACGGGACGCCACCAGUAUGGCAGGGUGGCGCCCUAGAGGUGUUGGCCGACGUCGCGGCGCGUCCGAGCGAGUGUGCGAUCCUCAGUAGCCGUGGACGCAAUACCCCACGAUUCUGUUUGCAAAAGCGCGUAAUCGUCACGAAAUGAGACGAUUUGUUUAGUGGGUUCGCUUUAUUUGGCGUUCGUUUGAGCAUCGCGGCCCAGAAGCUCUGGCAGUCAACCUUGCUACAUCAGUAUUCGAUCCACCUCCUAUUGAUACUACCCACUACCUAGAAGUUCGACGUAUUGUGAGGGACGAUACGCGGCACACGAUAUAGAUUUUGGUCCAGAACUGUAGACGACGCACAACAGAAUAUCGGCAACCAGGCUGAAAAAGUAGCCUAGACAGACGUGGAGGGCUCUUCACAUUGGAUCGCAUUUCGACCAAGCAGCAGACAAAUCGAGUGCUAGAGCGCCGAAGAAGGAGCAGAGCUGUCGUACACUGACUUGGAUCGGGAUUCGGAGAGAGUUCGAACGAAUCAACCAGGCAUUCAAGAACUACAUCUUCUAGAAGCCAGAGCCUAGUACAAUUUACUGAUCUUUGAGUACAGUAGACCAUCAAAAGCACGCGAAGAUGGCGACGCAAGCGCAGAUCGAGCGGGAGACGCAAGCGCUCAUCGCUGCGAUGACGGAGGACCAAUUGAUGCAAUAUGGAGAAGAAAACGAGACAAGAGGAAGUAAUCAAAUUACUUAAAUCAGAUUUUAGUAUUGUCUGGAGGAAACAUCAAAUGCAGCAAUGUCAUUUGUAGAUCAUGACUUUCAAGAGAGCUGUGUCUGCUAGGUCUUGCGUUUCCAAGCUUCCUCUACUUUCUUUGAUUCCGAAAAUUUUCAACACGACAGAUCUUUCUUUCAAGCCUGCGACGAAUGCGCUGCCAAACACGGAGCGCACGGCCGAUCUCAAGCGGCAGAAAAUCGCGUUGGUCCGAAGAAAGCGUCAGGAGGUCGAGGAUGAGAGGAAGCGCAAGGAGCAGGAAGAAGCGCAGAAGCGAAUAAAGGUGAGUCUAUUUUUACUAGAGACUCACGACAUGAUGUUAAGUCGAGAGACCUCUGCUUUGUUGUAAUUUAGAAUGGAAUUCCAACUUUGUUCUGCUUCACAUAUAUCAGGAGCAAGAGGCAAAGAAAUUGAAAGCAGAGCAAGAGAGGCGGCGAAAAGAGGAGGAGAGGAGACGGAGAGAGGAAGAGGAGCAGCGGGCUAAGAUGGAAGGCGGGCUGGAUCAAUUGAUGGGUCACUUGAUUGGCAAUACCAGCGUUCCGAAUGUCAGCGUGGCAGGUACGCCAAUUCUGUAGACUAACACAGAUAGAAGAUGUGAAAACCAUGUUGGCACUAGAAAUACGAAGGAGAAGCCUUCGUUGAUAAGAUCUCGUUCUGGUACGAGGAGAUGGAGAAGGGAGUAGUGGUAGAGGAGAUGCUAUAAUAGAAAAAGAAGAAAAACGAGGAGAGUAAUACAAGUCAACGCGAGUCUCGAUUAAGUCUUUCGUCUGUCUAACAAGUAAUCAGCAACAUCACUUAAGUGCACCAGGUAUCGAGCUGGGAAGUGUGAGAUUGAGGCUUUUAGCGCAGGCGAUGGAGGACAAUCUUUCCUGUGAAACUAUAGACCUGUCCCGGAAAGGUCUCAACGAUGAAGGUACUUGAGAUUUUCAUGAAGACAAAGGAGACUCAUGAUUAAGGAGCAAAAGAAUCGGUGCUGCCUUCUUUAAGCAACGCACAGGACGUUUUGCGAAACAGGUCAAUAGUCUGUGGCAAAAUCCCGUGGAACAAAAAUCAUUUUUCAUUUGUCUCCACCGUGGUAGAGGACUCAAGUUGUGAAUGGUGUAGAAACAUUCAUCACUUUUAUUCUCCACUUCUCCAUCUCACCAAAGACGGCGUCACGAUCGGGAAGAUGCUGGCAAAGAAUAAGGCACUAACAAAGAUGGACCUCGAAGGUAACAUGCUCGGACCAAAGGCAGCCCACGCUUUCGCCGAGGCAUUGAAAGUCAACGAGACGAUAAAGUACUAACAAAACUCUUGAUUCAAGAACAGUUGAUCUGCUAGUGCGUCACUCUUUUGAUGAAACAAAUGUUGGAAGCAAUCGUGACACCAUCUUUGACGAUACUUACAAUGAUUCCAAAUAACAAUUCAGUUGCACAAGAAAUCUAAACUAGAUAAGUACUUGAUUGGUUUUCUUCUUUUUCUAGCUAGGGUUCCACUGGAUCUAGUCAUCGUGAGAUUGUCCCAUUAUUGAAGGUGUCUGAAUCUAGAGGCCAACAGUAUGGGUGGAGACGAUGAGAGCGGUAUCGUAGCGCUAGCGCAAUCACUGAAAAAGAACCAGGACUUGCAAAUUUUGGCAUUAGGCAAAAAUAACCUUGGGGGUAGCGCAGGAGAGGCGUUUCGUACAUACUACACCUGAUUCGGAUUUCAGAAGAGAGAUCCAUCAACAAAUUUCAGAGUAGCAUGUAAAUCCCGUGGUAACUCCUAGUCUAUCUUUGAAGAUGCUACCAGGUGUCUCACCAUUUCAAAAAAAGAAUACAAUAGCGUCAACAUCACCCGUCCUCCAUGGAGUAUGCUGCAUGUAGAACAAGUCACAACCUGAACUGCAGAUGAUGCUCUCGACAAGAACAAAGUGCUGACGCAGCUGGAAUUGUCGUACAACGAUAUUCCAAGCACAGUCCAAGCUGCUAUCGAGGUGAAGAUGUCCAAGAAUAGAGACUUGGCAAGUCAGUUGCGACGGCAAGAACGGCGUGAGAAAUUUCAGAUGUACGCCGAAGAAUAUCAAUCAAGACAAUUCAUGAUGCAGGUACUCACCAACACAUAUUCAUAGUAUUCCUUUUCUUGACUGGGGAUAUCGUGCCGGUGUUGAUGUUGAACGACGCGGGAAUUUAUUUUCUCCAACUACAAUUAUUUCAAGUACAGGGGCGGUACAUGUACGUCAUUUCAUUUCCAACGUCGAUGAAUUCUACUUUGUAACCGUUUUUUUCCUCGUAAUCUGCACCACACUGCAGGUGGAGGCAAUGCGACUGGAGAUGGAAGCCGUGCAGGAACGAAGACUUGCGAGACUUAGGGAACGCCUCGUUAAGUGGAACAUACAGUCACAAAAAGAAACCAAGGACCUCGAAGACCUACUCGAAGAUCUGAUGGUCGAAUACGAAGAACGAAAGGCAGCGCGAAAAGGAAAGAAGGGGAAGAAAGGCAAGAAGUAGCAAGGGUGUACGAGUAAUUUUCAACGGGACGCAAUCCUCGGCAUCUGUCACUUUUAUUCGUGCUUUUUCCCUUACCUCUUUCUUCCAUCAGGAAGUACUCCCGUUCCCGUAAGUUAUUCCCAUAUUAUGUGCUACAGUAUAUGUGAACUUCGCUAAAAGAAGUGGCUGCAGCUUGUUUUCACCUCCCAGUUUUCUACGACAUCAUCAUCUGUUACUGUUCCUGUUAUAACCAUUCUCAAGUUUCUACUUAAUUUUGUUCAGUAUCUGGUACGUCUAUUCAGCAAAAGUUGUUGUCGUCAAUGUACUACUCAGAGCACCUCUGUGCUCUGCGUGCAUUCUCUUGAUUGGCUAUGGAAAGACGCAAUGCGAGAUGUGAGGCGACAGAAAUAACCUAUCACAUGCAUAGUAGCGUGGACUCGCUCACACUGAAUUUUGUAGAUUGAUGGUCGCCAACCUGCAGAGCUUGAUAACUCAUAGUAAAACUUCUUCAACUGUUCGCAUCUACUUUGCGGC